Hypoxylon trugodes is the source of this 2513-nucleotide messenger RNA. Its product is annotated as fungal-specific transcription factor domain-containing protein. The transcript has a single exon. Bases 101 to 2227 code for a protein of 708 amino acids. The record is from RefSeq and is a predicted model, not a curated record. NCBI's taxonomy places the organism in Eukaryota, Fungi, Ascomycota, Sordariomycetes, Xylariales, Hypoxylaceae.
AGGCCGUAUUCUGCACAGCGCCCCAUCUAAUUAUUCAGAUUAUUCAGGUGUUGAAGAGAACGGAAGUGACGAUGAGACUGAGGCCCUUGACUCGGCGAAUAUGGACGCCUGUUGCGCUUUGAUGCGAGGACUUUAUCCUAGCAUUGGGGAUUUUAAGUGGUAUAUUCAGCAGAUCAACCCUAGAAUUGCGGAGGAUAGCGAGGAACUAGUAGCUCGACUUGCCCAGCGGAUGAUGAAUUGCUUAGAAACGAUACAGAACGCCAAUCCUAGGCAUCUACAAGAAUUUGAUACAAGAGAACCAUUCUUCUCUGCAGAUUUGCCCCCGGGUUAUCCACCACCGCCGACUCGAGAAAUGUCUCUAGGCGAAUUCGAAUGUUAUAUAUGUUACCGGGUAAAGCCCUUUGAAAACCCUUCGGAUUGGGUUGUACACAUUCAAGAAGACUUGCAGCUAUUUUCCUGUACUUGGCCGGAUUGUCACCAUACUGAGGCAUUCGGGAGGAAGUCUGAUUGGAUUCACCAUGAGAACGUAUUUCACAUUCGCGGGGGGCAAGUUUGUGCUGUAGAUGGCUGUGGCGAGACUUUCCCUACCAGAAGAGAAAUCCGUCAGCAUUUGGAUACGAAGCACGGGGGUGCGGAAAUAGAGAUGAACGGUGGCGAGGGACAUAAACCGGAACUGUAUCACACUCAGGUGGCAAGACUACCCCAAAACGAACCAUGUUGUUUCUGUCGAAAAACCUUUUCGUCUUGGACUGACCGCAGUUCUCAUCUAGCAAGGCAUAUGGAAUAUAUAAAUUUGCCGAUCCUAUGUCUCCUUGGCAAGAUACAUAGGGAAGAGAGCACGUCUAUAAAUAUAGAACGAGGGUCGACAUCGACGCCCGGGGAGAAUCUCUUGCAGAUGAGAGAUACGAGGCAUGUGUUCAGUUGGUUUGACAAGGAAGGCCUUGGGUCAAAGCCGACUUCGCAUCUCUAUUCGAAUAUACCAAUACCAACGACUCCUCGGAUUCCGGUCCGUGUUCCUGAGCCGGGACAUGGUCUAGGAUUAAAGCCCGCCGUAUCCGAGACGCGACUAUUGGAUUACUUCCUCUCAUCUGUGUGGCCUAUUGUGUUCCCGAUCUUUAAAGCAACAGAAUGUGAGGGUUUUGGGGAGGAAUUGAUUCUACCUUCGCUACAGGCCAACGAAAGUUAUCGUCAUUGUUGUUUGAUGAUGGCCGCCCAGAAUCGUAAAGCCAUUGCGGAUUUCUCGUCCUCUGACGACAUGAUGAUCAAUGUGAGCGAAUUCCCACGGUACCGCCAUAUGGUAAUUACGACGCUUCAAGGUUUAUUAAGUGCGGACACUGCUUAUGAGCGAGUCCUCGAAACAGUACUUGUCCUCAUCUUAUCUCAAUGCUGGGUUGGUCCAUGCACUGAAACAUUUCGUGAUCUGGAGUGGUCUUCGCAUAUGGCAGCCGCCUAUUCGCUUGUCAACAAGCUCGAUUACCCAGCUAAGAUCUCUGACCCGACAUAUCAAAUACCUUUCGAUAUGAGCCUGGUAGUUUGGAUUGACAUUCUGGGUUCUGCGAUGAUGGGUCGUGCGCCAGUAUUUAAGCAGAUCUACAAUGAAAAAUAUCUUUCUCAGACCAACAAUUCCCUGGGAUUGCGAAAUCUGAUGGGUUGCGAUGAUAACAUAAUGUACCUCAUCUCAGAGAUCGCCUGUCUCGAAGCACUCAAGAAGGACAGCAUGGACGCGGGCGACCUGCACUUGCAUAUCCGUCUCCUAAACGAUGAAUUAGUCCAGAGGGGCAACAUAAAGUCAACAAUGACAUUUGAUGCUGAUGAUUUGCUGAUUCCACAGGAACUCACAGGAGUUACUACAGCACUGUUCCACCUGGCUGCCCAAAUCUAUCUUUGUAGUCUAGAUCCCGGAUUCUUGCCAGAACAACCUUCCUGCGUAAAGUUAGUCGAAAAUGUCAUAAGCAAUCUGUUGCUAAUAUGGCCCGGACCCAACGGUUUCGAUCGAAGUCUUAUAUGGGUUUAUUUUAUAGCUGGAUCGUUCAGCACUGCGAGUUCGGGUUUUCGCGAAGAGUUUGAACACCGUGCUGUACAACUGGGCGACGCGGCAAAAUUUGGUAACUUCGGCCGGGUUGCGUGCGUGCUACGAGCAGUUUGGUUACAUAACGACACAUCGGAGGGAUACGUUCACUACAGAGAUAUCAUGCAGAGGGAGGGAUGGGAUUACUUGCUAAUUUAGCCCGCUUAUUAUGGCAGAUUUGGCGAUGUAAAUUUCUAGCGUUACUACGCGACAUACAGCAGAGUAUGGCGAAUAAAAAUAAUGAAAAAAGAAGAAAGCAGAAAACAAGGGAGACAGGAAGGUUAAGGUCGUACAAUCCCUCCUGUACAAAAUUUCAUUGUGCCGAGCCGUGCGACGCUGGCGCAGCGCCCCGUCAAAUCAUAUUGGACGAUGGCUGAAGCCUGAAAGAGCACAGCCGCCCCCAAGGGAUGAUCCCAUCCAGUCGAUUAAUCGGCACCAGGGAUUA